This is a messenger RNA of Anopheles funestus (African malaria mosquito), 4586 nucleotides long. RefSeq lists its product as uncharacterized. Gene Ontology annotation, biological process: hemocyte migration. Bases 960 to 3140 code for a protein of 726 amino acids. The transcript is spliced from 6 exons. Gene Ontology annotation, molecular function: growth factor activity. The record is from RefSeq and is a predicted model, not a curated record. NCBI's taxonomy places the organism in Eukaryota, Metazoa, Arthropoda, Insecta, Diptera, Culicidae. Gene Ontology annotation, cellular component: membrane.
GCGAGGUAUGACGGUUUUUCGCGCGCGCACCACCCUGAUCAAAGACGUGCUUUUUAAGAAGCAUUAGGCAAUGUAACCAAAGAACACGUUAAUCAAAGCAUUUUGCUCCCGAGUUGUUACGGCUAAGGAUACCGGGGAGAGUGUAGUGUUAUACGAGUGGGAAAUCCGAUGAAAAAGCAAGUUAUGGUAACAAAGCAUUGAAAGUGAAUUUAACCGUGUUCGCCGGAUCAGCGUGUCGGCACAACGUGCAAUUCCUGAUCUUCCCUUCUCAGCACAGAAAAAAAGGAAAGAUGUAAAGUGGGGAGAGAAAAAAAGGUUUAAAAUCAAAUCAUGCGGUUGAAUGAGUUUAUUGCGCUACCUGUUUUGUGCGUUGUUGGUUGUGGCUGCUGCUGAUGCGUUAUCGUACAUGUGCGUGUGUUUGUGUCUGUGUGUAUAAAGGGUGAGCAAAUUAUCUCACCUCCAACCAAGUCAGGGCUCGGUGGGAGGAUUGUCUCUGUGUACGCGAUCCCGUUCACGUGUGUCCUGGGUGCAUUUUUCACAUUUUCGUAAAACCACCUUUCGAUUGGAACUACCUUGCCGCCGCCGCACGGUGGAUUGUUCGAUCGAGACCAGAUCAUCUUACCCAUCGAUGAUCGAUGAUUGACAGAGGCCGCAGACAGAAGGUGGGCUCCACGUGUGAGUGAUAAGUGUACGUGCGUAGUGUCGACGCUUUUCUCGCUUUUUGCGGGAAGAAAAAAUUGAAAAUAGAAAUUUUUGGUGGUAAAUUAAAGUCACGCAACAAAAAGGCUAGAAAAGAAGCAGCGUGCGUCGGUGGUGAAUUGUUGAUCGUGCGUGCGAAGUAUUUGUGCCCAAGUGUGUUGUUAAUCAGUGUUUGUGGUUUUCUGUUCUUGCGUGCGUGUGCUUGAGUGUGUGUUUGUGUGUGAGUGUGUGCGUAAGUGUAAAAUUCGAGCUGGUUAAUCAUGAAAUCAUCCAUGGCCAUUACGAAAAGCGCGGCAUUUCGUUUCAUGCUGCUUUUGCAUUUAUUUUUGAAAGUGAAAAUGUGUGUCGGCUUCGUCGAUGCGCUGGCCAUCGGUGACAGUGACAUUAAUUAUGAGGACAGUGAAGAGUGGCCGAUAGAGUCUGGCGGUGGCGGUGGUGGAGGUGGAAAAGAAGAUGGUGGUGUUGGUCGAUUGCCCGUCUGGGCACCGGCACGGAUCGUCUCCACCACCAGCAUACCGGCGCCGAGCAAUUUAAUGAGCUGGGAGGGCCAUACCGGCCGGUCCCGUAUGCAUCACGUUCGGCAUGAGCAACAUUACUUGAAACAUCGGCCAAUAAAGGUGCCAAACGCGGUGGACCCGACGAUGGUGGCCCACGAUCCGUACCAGCCACAUAAAGUGACCGGAUCGCAGCAAAAAUCGCGCCAUCACAGCCAACAGCAUCAUCCUCACCAUCAUCAUCACCAUCAUCAUGCGCGGCAUCAGGUGCAAACGCAUCCUGACAAAGAUGAUCGGAAGUCAAAUGUUGAUUCUUCGGAAGAGGAAGUAAGCUUGAUAGAGGCAAACAGGCAAAGUGUGUUGCAUCGUGCUGCUUCACAACCCUUCCAACGGAUGAUCGAGAAGGCAAGGUUAAAGGAUAUUUCGAACAGUAUGAGUGAAGAGCGUGAAGUACAGGAUCGUCAGGUAGCCAUCAACAGGAAGCGAUCGGCAUCUGCCUUCCACUCGUUGACCUCAAAUGCACUGCCGGAUGUGGGUUCGAGAAGUUCCCGAGUAGCUUCUUCAGAUCGUAGCCCGAAACCAUCCCAGCGGUCUAUAAACCCGGGCAGCAAAAACUACUUCGAGGAGCUGCUGAACAACUACAAAAGCAACGCGCCCUACUACAAGGAGCUUCACCAGGCGCGAACUCCUCAAACGAAAGCGUUACCACCGGGCAAAAGAAAUCAGCGAAGUUCUGCCGAAGCCACACAAAAAAGUGUUUCGAAAUCGAAAGCAUCACGGGCCAUCGACUAUGACCUCGACUAUCUGUACGACGACGAGACGGAUGACAGCGUACAAAAUGAUGCUCCUUCUGGCGGCACCCUGUCUACGAGUACGAGAGCACCAAGUACUACGUCGACUAGCACCACCACCAUGAGUACGACGACGACGACGACCACGUCUACUACCACUGCCAGAAGUGAUUCCGAUGAAUCGAGCGAUGGUGCCGGCUCUGAGGCGGACACCAGCUACAGUACGUACUAUCAGAAAGCGUACGCAAUGCACUCGAACCCGCGAAGAAACGGCAACAAUCGGUACAACAGUAUUGCAAGGCCACCGCAACCCGUGCAGCAUCAGCAGCACUACAAGCGCGUCCACACCGACAGGAUGGAUCCGGCCAAACAAGUGAGCUAUCCCGAACGAUACGGAUCACUCACUGACUAUAAGCAAGCAAAUUUUGGCUCCAAAGACGCUGUUGAACGAUCGUACAAUGCGUACGCCAACAUCAGCAAUGCAGGAAGUGAAGCGAAGAAACAUAUCCAUCGAAUUGAAAUGGAAGGCAAAUGCAAAGUGCCCAGACCAAAAAUUAUCCCAGCGUCAAACGAUAGGACGAAGAUUUUUACCCCCCACUGUACCAUUCUGCACCGAUGCGAGGCCGAUACGGGAUGCUGUGCGCCCACUCAAACUUGCGCACCCAAGUCAACGAGUGAAGUCAAGCUGUUCUUCUAUGUGAGUAACGACACCUACGUGAGUAACGUAGGACCCCGACAGCAGAGCACGGUAACUACUCUUACCUUCACGAACCACACCGAAUGCUAUUGUGCACAGUUGGAUUCUGUGCAUGGUCAGCGAAACAGCCGACCGCAGGUACAGAACUCAUUGGAGCACAGUGCGGAAGGAAGCGGAGGCUCUAGUGGUGGCAGCAUCAGCAACAGUUGUACAUGUCCACACCAUUUUAAGCCGGUCAUCGAUAACGAAUCGCAGUGCUACUGCGAUUGUCUGUCGAGCGAUCGGGACUGUGUUCGGUUUAAAGAGGGCUAUGAGAACUUUUCCAUGGAAACACGAAAAUGCAUCCGGAGUAAAAAGUGUAAUAUUCCGCGCUGUGAGUAUGGCAUGUACAACCGAUACGAAGGAAGAUGUCCGAAGAAGAUUGAACGAAUCAACGAACAGUUCCCGCAGUACCGGUGAAGAGAACCUUGGUAAACCAUGGAACUCUAGCAGAAAACGUGUCAGCAAGGAUAAACAACACGCGUGACACGGCCGUAAAAAGCUUGAGUCAAUCAGUUCGUACAACGUUACCAAACAUUGGAGCUAAAUUUUGUGCACGUUCGCACGUGUGUAGUAUCACCGAAUCAAGCCAUAGCGUGGCGAGAAGAUUCUGGUUUGUUUUUUUUUUCAUACUACAAUCUUGACAACGUGUCUGAGCACGUGGUAGGGAAAAGCUUGAGCAUGUUUCCAUUUGAGUGUGUUCCAGUUCCAAGUAAAGCUGGAAAAAAGGUGAAAAUCUAUUCCCGCAGGUGUAUUAUUGUGACCCUGUGUCCCCCUGCCAUGUUUAGCAAAUAUCAUUAGCUAGCCUUAGUUACUCAAUCACAGCCCCCAAACCCGCAGACAUACGCGUACACACAAUUUGUGAUUGUUCUUUAAGGAAAUACAACCGACAAUCUUCGAAACACUUGCCGCGCGUAACGAGGCGCGUACGCUCCCCUACGCUAUUUCGCACGAGAAAAAGAUUACACAACCUGUGUUUUGCGGCAGCUUUGCAAAGGAUUAUUGGGCGAUUUAGGAGCUCCCUAUACGAACGUAUAUUAUAUCGCAUUCUAGGUAGCGGAGUUUAGUGUUAGCCGUGUUUUAGAUGAGUAUGUGUAUAUAAGGCAAGAAGCUGAUUAGUACCCUAGCAAACAAGAGAAUUAGAGAGAAUUAUGUUCAUCUUCCAUUUUCUAUUUAAUCCAGUGCUCGUUAACGUUAAUCUGUUAGUUCACCACAAUUCAGAGAUCUAUUGUCGUUUGUUGAGCUGUUAAUUGGGCCACCACAGCUGUCGCUACUUGUAUCAACAACCAUCGAGCUUAUUCCAAUGCCCUCCGCCUCUUCUAUUCACCAUUCGAGGAAUCAAUUAGCUAUCCAACAACCAAUAGCCACAGUAAAUAUAUUGUAUGCUCGAACUGCGAUGAUGGUGCGUCACUAGGAACACGCGCGUUAAGCUUAGAACGGCUAUUUAGAAUAGACAACAAUGCGAAAGUAAGUAAGAAUAUAAGAAAUGUUAGGGCCUUACGUUUUGCUGCUUCAAUUACACAUUAAGGAUAGAUGCUAGUCACUUAAGAUUGAUAGUAUUACUACUCUUAUACUUUACCACUACGUAUCGUAAGUACGAAUUGAAUUCUCUGUCCAUUACCGUAACCGGUAUAAAUGCAUUGCGCAGGAAGUUCAGGAGAUUGCAGCGGCAACAUGAACCGCGACAGCAGCAAACAAGUUCAUUAAUCAUACGCACACGCCCAAACCAUGAAGCCCUACCGCAGAAGCUUGUUCCAUCCGAAUACUUGUACGCGUGCUCCUAGGUUUUAACUACCGAAGGGUCCGAUUUCUUUAAUGAAGUAAUUUUUAAAAAUAAAUGAACAAUUGGAUCGCACUUGAACACAA